GUUUUAACCCUCUUUUUUCCCUUUCUUCGCUCUGUUGUGAAAUCUUCUUCUCCGCGAGUUUCGAAGCUGUUCUCUGUUUUCAGAGAGACGUGACUUGUGAGGUUUAAGGUGGGUUUGGUUUUGAUGGAUGAGAUUUGGGAUAAAGCUGUGGAAGCGGCUCUAGAUGGUCAAACAGAUAGGUUAGCUAUACGGACGCUAACACUUGAUGGUGCUGUGAAAUACGUUCAGGGACGUUUACCACCGCCCAAUGUUCUCGAGAAGUUUCAGAAUCUUCAGCAUCUUUCUAUAGCUAACAUCGGUGUUUCUUCGCUGGAGCAGUUUCCUAGACUUGGUAAUUUACAGAAGCUAAUCUUAUCUGAUAAUCGGAUCACUGUUGGUUUGGAGUUUCUUGUUGAAGCUGGGCUUGAUUCGUUGCGUGAUUUGGAUUUGUCUAAUAACCGGAUCCAGUUUGUUGAGGAUCUAGCUCCUUUGGCGGAGUUGAAGCUUGUGUCUCUUGAUCUGUAUGAGUGUCCUGUCACUAGGGUUAAGGAUUAUCGAUCUAGGGUUUUUGGGUUGAUUAAAACUUUGAAGUAUUUAGAUAAGACUGAUGCUGAAGGGAAUGAGAGGCCUGAGUCUGAUGAUGAAGAUGAUGAGGAAGAUGAGGAGGAUGAAGAGGAGGAGGAGGAAGGUGAUGAGGAGGAUCCUGGAAGUGGGGAGAUUGAUGGAGAUGAAAGAGCGGAGGCUCCUCGGAUGAGUAAUGGGCAUAGUGAAAGGCUAGAUGGGGUUGUGGAUGUUGAUGAUGAUGAAGAGAGUGAUGCAGAGGAUGAUGAGUCAGAGCAGGCUGCUGGAGUUAACGGGACGAGUUAUCGGCCUAAUGGAUUCCGUCUUCAAGCUGUAAAUGGGGAAGAAGUAGGGGAAGAUGAUGGGGAUGAUAGUGAGUCUGGUGAGGAGAUUGAUGAGGAGGAAGUAGGGGAAGAUAAUGAUGUGGUUGAGGUGCAUGAGAUUGAAGAUAGUGAUAAUGAGGAAGAUGGGGUUGAUGAUGAAGAAGAUGAUGAAGAGGAUGAGGAGGAAGAGGAAGUUGAUAAUGAUGAUCGUGGUCUUGGUGGGUCAGGGAGCACAGGGUUGAUGAACGCAGGAGAGAUUGAUGGGCAUGAGCAAGGGGAUGACGAUGAAGACGGUGAUGGUGAGACUGGGGAAGAUGACCAAGGGGUUGAGGACAAUGGAGAGUUUGCGGAUGAAGAUUUUGAUGUUGAAGAGGAGGAUGAAGAAUCCGGUGAAGGGUACCUUGUUCAGCCAGUCUCUCAAGUGGAAGAUCAUGAUGCUGUGGGUAGUGAUAUCGAGCCGAUCAAUGAGGACAAUGAUCCAGAUGAAGAAGAAGAAGUCGAAGAUGACCUGCCAAUCCCUGACCUGUCCUUGCCAUCAUCAUCUCGCCCAAAGAGAAAACGAGAUGACGAUGAUGAUGGUGAGGACGACGAUGAUGAUGAUGAUGACGACGACGAUGACGAUGGUGUUGAUGAUGAGGAAGGUAAGGUCGUAGCAAAGGCCAAGGAAAAUACCGACACUGGCGGAGUUGUGGAGACGGCAGCUAUAGUCGGUGGUUUAGUCUCGACGCCGGUUAUCGGAUGGUCCCUCUACACUCUCAAAACCACAGGGUGUGGCUUACCUCCAGGACCGGCCGGUUCAAUCGGAGCGUUGGAAGGUGUGAGCUACUUGGUGGUGGUUGGCAUCGUGGGCUGGUCUCUGUACACCAAGACAAAAACCGGGUCGGGUCUGCCAAAUGGGCCGUUUGGUUUGUUGGGUGCGGUAGAGGGCUUGUCGUAUCUGUCGGUUCUAGCCAUUCUUGUGGUGUUCGGUCUUCAGUUCUUGGAUAAUGGGUCGGUUCCUGGUCCACUUCCUAAUGACCAGUGUUUUGCCUAUGCACAGAGGAUUGCUAACAAAUGUAUCGAUGACUACGCCGUGGUGCUCUUGGGAGGACCCUACGGCGCCGUCGGGGAUAAUCUGGAUUCUGGGAUGAGUGGUCCCGUCGCAACUAAGUAUUGGAUAUGCUAUGAUCCUCCGGGGAAUAUCCCUAGUCAACUUCCCUAUUGAUGUCUAACAUAAUGAAUCUCAAGUAUUAGUUAUUCUCUUUAUGUGCUUUCUUCUUACACUAACCAAAAGCUAAGUUUAUUAAUGAAAUUUUUAAGUUACG
Messenger RNA from Arabidopsis arenosa, 2167 nucleotides. Lineage: Eukaryota; Viridiplantae; Streptophyta; Magnoliopsida; Brassicales; Brassicaceae. The record is from the annotation of a GenBank genome assembly.